AUGGCUGCCUCCGCAACGACGUGCUUGACAUUCCUGCUGGCCAUGACACUGGCGCUACAGAGUUCCUUAGCCAACCGGCGCAUGAUUUGCCACUACACCACCUGGUCGCAGGGACGUGCCAACCCUUACUCCUACCGGAUCGAGGACAUUCCAGGCGACCUUUGCACGCACGUGGUCUACAACUUUGUCGGUGUGGACAGCGAAGAGUACGAGCUGACGACGCUCCAGCGCGAGAUCGACAUCGUGCAGAACGGGUUCGGCCGGUUCAUCGAUCUCAAGCAGCGGUUUCCGGAUCUGAAGCUGCAUGUGGCCAUCGGCGGGUGGGAUCACGGUGGCGAGCGGUUCAGCAAGAUGGCCGCGUACCGGCAACGGCGGCAAAAGUUUGUGGCGAGUGUGAUGAAGUUCAUGUCCCAGUACGGGUUCGAUGGGCUGGAAAUUGUCUGGCUCUACCCGGGUAAUGAGGAACGCGGUGGUGCAAAGAUCGAUAAGGACAACUUUUACUACCUCAUCAGUGACCUGAAAUCCGCCAUUAGAAAGGCGAAAGCUUCGUGGGAAGUGGCAAUACAAGUGCCAGCAGAUCAUACGAGAUUAGAGCUCGGUUAUCAGCAGGACGCGUUGUGCGAAAUCGCUGACUACGUCCAUGUGAUUGGAUACGAUCUGCGCGGCUCGUGGACCGGAUUCGUCGAUGUGCACAGCCCAAUGGUGGAUCGCCCGCACGAUCAGGGCAUCUACGCAGGAAUGAACGUGCAGAAUGGUGUUGCGUCGUGGCUACAGAGUGGCUGCUCUCCGGACAAGGUUAUCCUUGGCGUUCCCUUCCUGGGUCGCACGUUUCUGCUGCGCAAUCGGGUGGAAAAUAGCCUUGGCGCACCAGCCCGGGGACCGGGACCGAAGGGACCGCACACGUACUCCGAGGGAUACAUGGGGUACUUUGAAAUCUGCGAAAAGUUCAAGCAGGGUAACUGGAGUCAAAUGUGGGAUUCGAUUGGCCUGUGUCCGUAUGCCUUCCGAAAUUUCCAGUGGGUCGGCUACGAGAAUGAGCGAUCGCUGCAGGAGAAGGCCCAGUGGGCGAUCAGCCAAAAGCUAGGUGGUGUUUAUGCGUUCUCGUUGGACUUGGACGAUUACCGGGGAACCUGCGGUGAGCCCUAUCCGCUGAUGAACGCAGUUUCCAAAAUAAUCAAAGGUUCGAGUGGAAAUAACAUAGUGUCGGCAUUGGAUCGGUUUGAUCAUUGA
Molecule: messenger RNA, 1230 nt
Organism: Anopheles coustani
Lineage: Eukaryota; Metazoa; Arthropoda; Insecta; Diptera; Culicidae
Product: endochitinase-like
Exons: 3
Coding region: 1-1230 (409 amino acids)
Biological process (GO): carbohydrate metabolic process; chitin catabolic process
Cellular component (GO): extracellular region
Molecular function (GO): chitinase activity; chitin binding
Source: RefSeq, a predicted model, not a curated record